CUCCCAAGGCGUGUGUGUAGAUCCGCGUGGGUUAUCUCCCAUCAUGCCCGCUAAGUCCAGGUACGGCACCUCUUAACCCAUCCUUUUCGCGAUUUGCCCCGUCGCCGCCUUGCGGGGCGCAACAACCGUUGAGCCGCAAGGUGAAAUGGUUCGCGCCCGUCCUGCUAUAACCCUAUAUGAAUUCGUUCUUAUUAGUCGGGCACGUCCUCUGUUCGUAUUGCUGUUUCGACCUGUCGCUCGACAACUUUCCUCGCCACGCUGGUCGAAAUGGUGCGACGCCGGCAGCGACACGAUUGGCGUCCGCUGACGCUGCAUGAUAUCGGGUACAACAACCGCCGAAUCGACGUCGAGGUGUUCUUGAAUGGCAGCACCUUGACCAAAGUGCCUGCGUAUGGCAGCACUGACUGGGAGGAGAACUGGAUUGCGGCCCCAAUCGCACAGGCACUGAUCGGUUGUUACACCUUCGAGGAGGGGGCCAGUUUCGGCGAGCGAGGACGCAUCGAAUACACCAGGAGCCUUAACCUCACCAUCAUGAUCAACGGCAAGUCCGCGGAUGCGACAUUUCGAGUACUCGAGAACGCCGAAAACCGCGUGAAUGUCCCCAUGCUCGUCGGCGAGGCUACCAUCAGGGAGAUAUGGGGGGAGGCAUGGCCUCCCUCUCACCUUCCUCCGUCCCGUGCUCCUCCUCUUCCUCUUCCACUGAACACGCCUCCCGCUCCCGCGCCGCACCAGCCCGGCACCGACGUCCACACGGCCUGCUCCUCAGCUCCCGAGGUUUACGGACAGACGGCAGAGGCGCCCUUCGCUUACCCCCAGUUCCCCUCGGGGUAUUCGUACGAUUCCUUCGGAUUCUCCUCCGGCACUCCGUUCAACCCCGCCAUCGCCCAUCAGGGUUCGCUCCCCGUCAUGAGCACGCCAUGGCCUACCGGCGCUGGGUACGCCCUGGUAGACCUGACGGGCACCUCAGCCGCCGGUUUCUCCUCCGCACAACAAGCCGGCGGCAUUGCUACUCUCCUCGAUCAUGCCGAUAGGCAGCCCGUCGAGGGGGACUUCGAAAACCUCGCUGUGCUGCGCUGCAUACAAGCGCAUGAACCUGUCGUCAGAACACAACAAGACGCCGGCCCGUCAGCCUCCAAUGUCGUUUGGCCAUGACGCUGACCAUCCGCCCUCUCAGGAACGAGCACGAUGGCUAGCUGCGGGCAUGCUGUUUUGUAUUGGCUGGAAAGACCAGUCAGGUGAGACGCCCUUCCCGGUUUUUUUUCUUUU
Molecule: messenger RNA, 1266 nt
Organism: Thermothelomyces thermophilus ATCC 42464
Lineage: Eukaryota; Fungi; Ascomycota; Sordariomycetes; Sordariales; Chaetomiaceae
Exons: 2
Coding region: 268-1152 (294 amino acids)
Source: RefSeq, a predicted model, not a curated record